UACGUUUAACUCCCUUUGAAUCCACACAUCGGCAGUGGCGAGAAAGCAAGCGAAGGAGUAUAAAGAAAACGCAUAGAAAGUUCCAGAUCAGGUGGAGGACAUUGUCGUCAUUUCGCAGCGACCCCAUCUCUGCGUGAAGCGAGAGCGAGAGAGAACACGGUGCUUAUUAGAGAGAGUUGGGGAGGAGGAGAAAGACAAAAUUCCCCCUCGUACACUUUCACUCCCACUGUUUUUUUGUUUUUGUUUUUUUUUUUUUUUUUUGCCUGUCCUUCGAUCUUCGAUUGCAAAAGCACGCGAGUAACCCACACUCGCACUGCUUCGUUGCCUUACUUUCCAAUUCUGGCAAGUGGUUGGUUCUGGUGCGAGUCGAAGAAGAAAGAGAGCAAGGAAUAGUGAUAAAAAUGGAGAGGAGCACACCGGUGAGGAAGCCGCACACGUCCACAGCAGAUCUGCUCACUUGGUCCGAGAAUCCUCCGGCCGAUUCUCCCGCCGUUGGUUCAGCUGCUUCUCGCUCCGCCACGCGCUCGCACCAGCCGUCGGAUGGGAUCCGUAAGGUGGUAUUUGGAGGUCAGGUAACGGAUGAGGAGGUUGAGAGCUUAAACAAACGGAAACCUUGUUCUGGGUAUAAAAUGAAGGAGAUGACUGGUAGUGGCAUAUUCAUUGGAGAAAAAGAUACAGAAGAAUCUGGCAAUGCCAACUCUUCUGUGAGCAACAGAACAGGAAUACGCAUGUAUCAGCAAGCAAUUGCCGGAAUUAGCCAUAUCUCAUUUAGCGAGGAUGAGAGUGUUUCUCCCAAAAAGCCUACUACUUUGCCCGAGGUUGCAAAGCAGCGUGAGCUGAGUGGAACCCUGGAAAGUGAGGAUGCGAAGUUGAAGAAGCAGCUUUCUGAUGCAAAGUGCAAGGAGCUUAGUGGACAUGACAUCUUUGCACCCCCUCCCGAAAUUUUACCUCGGCCAGUAACUGCUCGCACAUUGGACUUGAAAGGAAGCAUAGAAAUAGGAGAAUCCGCCGCACCAAAUGUACGCACUUCUGUUAAAGUUUCUAACCCUGCUGGAGGUCAGAGCAAUAUCAUGUCAGAUGAAGAACCUGUUAUGAAGACAGCGAAGAAAAUAUAUAACCAGAAAUUUGCGGAGCUUUCCGGAAACGACAUAUUCAAGGGAGACGUUCCUCCAUCAUCCGGUGAGAAACCACUGAGCACGGCGAAAUUGCGAGAGAUCAGUGGCAAUGACAUCUUUGCGGACGGGAAGGCGGAGUCUCGAGAUUAUCUAGGCGGUGUACGCAAGCCUCCUGGGGGCGAGAGCAGCAUUGCCUUGGUUUAACUUGGUUUAGGUCUAACACUCAGUUUCUGUCACCUGGCGUCUGGUUUUGUUUUAGUCCUAGUGCGGAUGUGUUACAUUAUUAUAUAUUAUUUGACCUUGCAUUCUGGGUUUCGGGAGUUGUCUUAGCUUUUAACGUGUCGACCACAACUAUGGACUACGUACUAAUUAAUUGGGUUGUAUGUCCAUAUAUUCUUGUGUUUU
Molecule: messenger RNA, 1520 nt
Organism: Corylus avellana
Lineage: Eukaryota; Viridiplantae; Streptophyta; Magnoliopsida; Fagales; Betulaceae
Source: RefSeq, a predicted model, not a curated record